UGUUUGGUCGUGUUUGCUAAGUAAUGAAUUAUUAAAUGAAAACCGUUUAGGAUGUACGUGGUUAAGGGAUGAAUAAGUGAUCCAAACACGCGAAUCACUCAUAUUCUAGUCGGCAAGUAUGAUAGGGCCCGAAGCUUGCACAAUAUAACAAGUGUUGUUGCUUUUGAGGGCUGAGGGCUUUGAUCAGCGUUUGAUGAAAAGAUCAUCAUGGUGAAUACACCUGUUCAGCGUCUAUCCUCUGGUAGUUUUGAAUGUCUGGGGAGUGACAGUUGUGCAGGUUGUCAAGAUGAGACUGGCAAUCACUGCAGCAAUCAAGCUGAACAUUACUGGUACAGAAGUGGUGCAACAUUUGAAGGCCAUGUAAAAGAUUAUAAGAAAACAGGGCGUGGCAUUUUCACCUGGCCGAACGGAGCUCGUUAUGAAGGAGAUUACUGUGAGAACAAAAGGAAUGGGAAAGGGCUGGAAGUUUGGCCUGACGGGAGCAGGUAUGAAGGAGACUUUGUUGAUGAUUUACGCCAUGGAGAAGGUCACCACACCUGGCCCAAUGGGGAGUCGUACCAGGGGACGUUCUUCCAUGACAGACGGCAUGGCAGCGGAACAUACACCUGGCCUAACAACUCCUCAUACACUGGUACAUUCCACAUGGACAGGAGAGAGGGUUAUGGGAGCUUCAGGUUUGCAAGUGGAAACAUGUUCGAGGGUUUGUACAAAGACGAUUCUCGUCUGGGCCCAGGGGUACUGACCUACCCUGAUGGACACCAAGAUGUUGGGAUAUGGCGUGGGGAGAAGUUAAUCAAGAUGUGCACAGCAGUAACUGGGGCCUUUUCCAUCACGCACCAUCCAGAGUUUGGCUGUAACCUUGACGAGCAUGUGGCGUAUCUGGAAGACCAGGAGGUGUCAUUACCUGCCUCCCAGAACAACGGGUUGGGAGAGGACGGAGAAGCGGACAUCUCUGCGAAAAUGCUACAUUUCUAUAAUGACACUUUGGAUCCCCGAAGCUUUGCUGUGAACAGAGAUCUCUUUGAUAAAGAGUUCUUCAAAGGCAGAGAAUCAAAUGCACAGAAAACUCAGUCUGAGAAACAUGUGGUUUGGAACAAGAGUCCAUCAAUGAUUGAUUUGCAAAGGCAUAUUCUUAAUCACCAGUUCAGAGAAGCGUCUGUGUCCUUUGAUGUGGGCAGGAUUCUGGCGGGUGACCGCAGUAAACAUCGUGGAAAAGGUCCCCUGGAAAUAGCAUCAGAGAGACUGUUGAUGGCUUCUAUGUCAGGAAACCACAAAGCCGUCCUGGAUUUGCUGGAUAAGGAGAAUGUCCAUGUGAAUGUUUGUGAUAAGCAUGGACACACACCGCUGAUUGGUGCAGUGGUAAAUGUGCACAUACCCAUUGUAAACUCCUUGCUGGACUACGGGGCUGAUGUGAACAGGCUGAAUGAUGAGGGUUGCUCUGCCUUAUCUGCCCUCUGUGUGUAUUUCUACCCUGUAGAGUCCUUCCUGUUUAAUGUGGCAGAAACUUACUCAUGGAAACCUGAUGAAAAAAAAGGUGAAAACAGUGCUAAGGAAAUCUGCAUUGAUGAGCACACUGUAGAGGAACAGGCAGAUGCUAGUAAGGCCUGCUCCAGCACAGGCAUGGAGGCGGAGUUAGCUAAAUUGAGGGAGGCAGAUACUCCUGUUGCGGUCAAAUCAACAUGUGAUAGCAAAAUCAGCAUGGACAGUGGCUUGCCAGCUUCAGCGUUAAGAGGUGAACUGCCAUCGGAAAUUAAGCAAGCAGGAAAAGACACUAGUGAAAUAUCCUGUGAAUCAAAUAUCAAAGAGAGUGUGACAGCGGCUGACAGUAAUAAGCUCCACCCAAUUCGGAAGGAUGAAGAUGGUGAUUCAGCCUUAGAGAGUGAAGAAGAAUAUACGGCAAGUUCUAGUGCCUUGGUGUCCCCUGAGGAUUUUGCAUCAGGUAACAUUGUUCGAAAUUAUCCAAUAGAAGUGCCGAAGUCUAUCCUGGAGAGAUGCGCAACAGACUUGAGCCAAAAUGAGCGGGUGGUGAGCGGUCGGCGGUCACGUGAUGCGAACAGUGCAGCAGAGGGGACAGCUCGUUUCUUGGCCAUACAGAUAUCUGAACGAGAACUGAUGAAGAAGACAUUGGACCUUCUGUUACGACGUGGUGCUGACCCAAGUGUGGCCUCUGUACCAAUGCCUGUCCUGUUCUCUGCUAUAAAGGCUGCUGACGUAGAGGUGGUAAGGACGUUGUUAGAGAAGGGGGCAGGGACCUCAGCCAAACUGACGCCACAGAAAGGAGGCCUGUCCCCCCUGCACAUUGCUGUGGCUAUCCCGGGGAUAGAAGGAGUUCAGAUUACAGAGCUACUGCUGGAGGCUCAGGCAGACCCUAAUGUGCGGGCAAUAGAUGACAAUACCUACCUUAAUACCUUCCUGGCAGAAGAGUGGUCCAAAGAUGUGAUAGAGGAAGAACAGCAGGCUCUCCUAGGGGGGAGAACUCCGCUUCACAUUGCGUGUUCAAGAGAUGAUAAUAACAAGAAUGCCUGCAGAGUGGUCAGACUGUUGCUAGAGUAUGGUGCCAAGUCGGAUCUCUUGUGUAAGGGCUUCUCUCCCCUUGCUCUGGCUAUCACCAGUGGAAAUGACCUGGCAAUUGACGAGUUAUUGUUCCACGGUGCCAACCCAAGUUUACAGCUGACUCACGGAGUCGGCAGUGCUCUCUGUGUUGCUUCAUCCACUGAAUACGAACACAGACGAACUGUCACACAGCAGCUAGCUCUGAUUGAUAAGUUAGUAAAGGCUGGUGCUAACAUCUUGAAUCCGAUACCAGUUGGACCCAAAAGGUUACAGGGAACUGCCGUGGAUUACGCAUUUUACGUGUUCAAUCAGGAUCGUGUGAUAGCUCACAUGCCGUAUCACGCCCUUACUUACGCCGAGAGAGACAGGUUCAACAGCAGGAAAAAAGUGCUGGGGCACCUUGGGGCCAUACUGAGGAAGAAAGCCAUGGAUCUUGAGAGAGAAAGACGACAGAGAGAAGACAGUGCUGAUGGCAAAACCCAGAGUCCAACUCUGAGUGGACGGUCAGGUCAUGGGGAUGGCAGGGUGACCUUCAAGUGUAACAAGAGGCAGGAUAAGAUUAAACCUGUGAUACAAGAAAGGAAGCCCCUGUUUAAGUAUUGUUACGAGUGUGGCCGCUCUGUGGGUGUCAGGCUGACUCCAUGUACACGAUGUAAAGAGGUGUUCUACUGUAGUAAAGCCUGUAAACUCAAGGCCUGGACUGCCAGGCACAAACAGGAGUGUGUCUGUAUUACAGGGGUGUCGCGCAAAACUACGAGUCCGCCUCGGAGGGGGCGCAGUGCAAGCCCCACCCCUAAAACUGUGCCGGCGAAACAAACCAAGCCCAAAGACUUUAAGAUUACCGUUCCUUGGAAGGGGAGGAGUAAAAGUGCCAAGGUGGAGCGUCGAAAGGUGUAUGUGGAUAGCUUGGGUCAUGUGAUCACCUCAGUUGAAGCUCUUCACAUGCCAGAUGCCAAGCAAAUUUAUAUGGAUAACUACAGCUUUGUGUGAAGCUCAUGAGUGGUGCAAGCAGAAUCCAAUAGCAGAUAAUGGUAUGGACUGUAGAAAGAAAUGCUGUGAAUGCUGCAUGAGUACUUUAGUAGGUUUCCAGGCUGAGUUAGUGUUAUGUCAUAGGAUUACACUGUGCUACAAUUUUGUUUAUGACCUGAAAUUUUGAUCCUGUCACUAAGGAAACGGUUGUAGAUGUACAUGUUAGUGAAUGACAGUUGUGUCGUUGCCGUCAGUUCAUGGACCUAAAUGUUAGUGUAUGACAGGUGUGUCGUUGUCAUCAGUUCAUGGAUCUAAAUGUUAGUGUAUGACAGUUGUAUCGUUGUCGU
Molecule: messenger RNA, 3869 nt
Organism: Liolophura sinensis
Lineage: Eukaryota; Metazoa; Mollusca; Polyplacophora; Chitonida; Chitonidae
Product: ankyrin repeat and MYND domain-containing protein 1-like
Exons: 17
Coding region: 208-3543 (1111 amino acids)
Molecular function (GO): protein binding
Source: RefSeq, a predicted model, not a curated record